AGGUUAGUUGUGCUUAUUCGAGGCAUGGAAAUGUUUCCCUGAGAAGAGAGAGCGGUUCGGCGCGCACAGGGGCGCUCCGUUCCCAGAGAGUCCGCUCCUGGUUUUGCUCCUCCGAUCAUCGCAGCGCACACCUUCCCUGACUCUCACCACUCCAGCAUUGCUGUGCAAGCAGAUGUUCCUCCUCCGAUGCCAAUUCUCGCCGUUUUCGCGUCUGGAGAAGGCAUCGUUUCCUGCGCGAAAGGCUGCAAAAGUGACGAGAAGCAGGAUAAACCGACCCCCCUUCCUCGGCUCAACUGGCAGAGGGAGAGUUGUGAACGGAUAGCGGGCUUUUUAUUUUAUUUUUUUGUUUUUUUAUUAUUAUUUCGGAGAGACGUAUACAGUGAGCUACAGUAGCAGACAAGAAGCCCGCGGCGGCGAGCGAGGCAGCAGUUUAUUUACCACACCUGUGAUGCGUUGUUCUGAGCAACGAAGACGCACGACAGCGGGAUACUGAUGGCCACGGUACGGCAGGAGGAUAUGUGCUGAGGGACGGACUUGGGCGUUGUGAGAAAAUAAAGGCGUUAAGUGCCACAGAGGACACACUCGUCCGGACCUUCAAAAAGAAAGCACGGCGUGUCAGCGUUUCUUCUCUGCUCCCCGCAUUUUGAAACUUAAGUGUUAGAAGAAAAACAAAAGCGAAGAUGCCCUUCUUACUUCUGGGCCCCUUUGUCCGCUGUGGGUUCGGCGUUACCUUCCUCGUGCUCUGGCUCGUGUUUGCUGGCUUCACCUGUACCGGUGGUUCUGAGCAUGCCGCCACAGCGACACUUCCCGCCGCCUUCUCUGACCUUUUACCUCACUUCCUGGUGGAGCCCGAGGACGAGUACAUCGUGAAGAACAGGCCGGUGACCCUGACCUGCCGCUCCAGCCCGGCCACGCAGAUCUACUUCAAAUGCAACGGCGAGUGGGUUCACCAAGACGACCACUCGAUUGUGCGGACCGUUGACCCGGCUACAGCGCUGCCAGUCAUGGAGGUGACAAUUGAAAUUACCAGGCAGCAGGUGGAGAAGAUCUUCGGUCUCGAUGAGUACUGGUGUCAGUGUGUCGCCUGGAGCACCACGGGAACCCAGAAGAGCCAAAAAGCUUACAUCAGGAUUGCUUACCUGAGAAAGAACUUUGAGGAGGAGCCGCAGGGUAAAGAGGUGGCAUUGGACCAGGAGGUGUUACUGCGCUGCCAUCCCCCCGAGGGAGUGCCACAAGCCGAGGUGGAGUGGCAGAGAAACGAGGAUGUGAUCGACCCGGAGAGUGACCCCAAUUUUUUCAUCACGGCUGAUCAUAAUCUCGUCAUCAGAAAAGCCCGGCUGGCGGACACGGGCAACUACACCUGCGUGGCCAAAAACAUUGUCGCUCGCCGCAAAAGCACCUCCGCCACGGUCCUAGUCUAUGUCAACGGCGGCUGGUCCACGUGGACCACCUGGUCGUCCUGCAGUGCCGUGUGUGGGCGUGGCUGGCAGAAGAGGAGUCGGAGCUGCACCAACCCCACGCCACUGAAUGGAGGCACAUCCUGUGAGGGGCAGAACGUCCAGAAAAGUGCCUGUGUGGCCACCUGUCCAGUGGACGGAGGCUGGAGCGAGUGGAGCAAGUGGUCAGCGUGCGGCGCAGACUGUUCCAUGUGGAGGAGCAGAGAGUGCACCCAGCCCUCACCUGGCACCGGGGGCAAGGAGUGCCAAGGGGUCGACCUCCAGUCUCUCAACUGUACCAGUGAGCAGUGCCCACAGACCGCGAGUGGGGCCGAGGACGUGGCGCUCUACGUGGGCAUUGUGGCGGUGGCCCUGUGUCUGACUCUGCUGCUCAUCGUCGUCGUCCUCGUCUACCGUCGCAAGAAGGAGGGCCUGGAUGCCGACGUGGCGGACUCCUCCAUCCUCACCACUGGCUUCCAGCCCAUGGGCAUCAAGCCCAGCAAGCCAGGUGUGUGGGCGCCGCGGCCACGCAGGCCUCCCCCCCACAGCAAGAACUCCCAUUUGCUCACCAUCCAGCCUGACCUCACCACCACCACCACCAGCUACCAGGGCACGCUGCGCUCUCGCCACGACACCACCGGGAAGUUUUCAAUGACCAACGGGCCCCUGCUGGACCCGCUUCCGAACGGCUCGCACACUCUGCACAAUGGCAAGCUCAACUCCGACCCCUCGGACUUCGUGAGCCGCCUGUCCACUCAGACCUACUUCAAGACGCUGCCCCGCGAUGUUGCCAACACCUCCUACGGCACCUUUAACUUCCUAGGUGGGAGGCUGACGAUCCCCAACACAGGAAUCAGUCUGCUCAUCCCUCCCGAGGCCAUCCCCAGAGGAAAGAUCUAUGAGAUUUAUCUCACUGUUCAGAGGAAGGAAGAUUUAAGGCUACCCCUGGCCGGAUGCCAGACCCUCCUCAGCCCCGUUGUGAGUUGCGGCCCUCCGGGAGUGGUCCUGAGCCGGCCAGUUAUCCUCAGCAUGGACCACUGCUUUGACGCAUGCCUGGACAACUGGGCCGUCCGCCUCAAGAAACAGAACUACGAGGGUGCUUGGGAGGACGUCCUGUUGAUGGGGGAGGAGCUGGUGACGGAGCCUUACUACUGCCAGCUCGAGGCCGAGACGUGCCGGCUGUUCUCGGAGCAGCUGGGCACCUUCGCCCUGGUCGGGGAGUCGCUGCACAUGGGCGCGGCCAAGCGCCUCAGGCUGGUGCUCUUCUCGGACGCGUACUGCUCCACGCUGGAGUACAACAUCAGGGUGUACUGCAUGGACGACACGCAGGACGUCUUCAAGGAGGUGAUGCAAAUGGAGCGGCAGCUCGGGGGUCGGCUGAUUGACGAGCCUCACGUUCUGCUUUUUAAAGACAGCUACCACAACCUGCGCCUCUCCAUCCACGACAUGCCCCAGGCGCACUGGAGGAGCAAGCUGCUAGCCGGCUACCAGGAGAUCCCGUUCUACCACAUCUGGAACGGUUCCCAGCGGUACCUGCACUGCACGUUCACUCUGGAGCGGCUCAGCCUCGGCACCUGCGAGCUCACCUGCCAGCUGUGCGUGUGGCAGGUGGAGGGGGAGGGACAGAGUUUUAGCCUGGACUUUAACAUUGCCAAGGCUGUGCUUUCUGCCCGUUCCUACCAGGACACUCGGGCGCUGGACUCUGAGUUUCUGCUAAUGGACAGCAACGCCACGGCUCUGGCGGGGCCCAGCGCCUUUCAGAUCCCGUACCUCAUCAGGCAGAAGAUCUGCAGCAGCCUGGACGCCCCCUGUCCCAACGGAGCCGACUGGAGAAUGCUAGCACAAAGACUCAAACUUGAGAGACACAUGAGUUUUUUUGCAUCCAAAGCGAGCCCGACCUCUGUGAUCCUGGACCUGUGGGAGGCGCAGCAUUUCCACAGCGGCAACAUCAACCAGCUGGCCGCGGUCAUGGCUGACAUUGGAAAACAGGAAGCCAUGAUAUUUCUGGUCUCUGAUGGCGAGUGCUAACCCAGAAAAAACAAAGUCGGGAGGAGAGAGAAAGAGAGAGAGAGAGAGAAAGAGAGAGGGAGAGGGAGAGAGACUGGUGCAGGGGAAAAGUACAGAACAAAACGCAUACACACUCAAAGCGACAAUAAACUGCAGCAGGAAUCGAAGAGCAGAGCUGUCCCAACGCCCCUCUUCUUUACUUUAGAAGACACUGAAGGGUUUAUGUAGGACUGAGUCCAUGUUGUGCAAGACUCCAAAUGAGGAAAAAUAAAGAAAAUACUCUUUAUUUUCCAUCAAAGAAUGAAUUCAAAUGAGUCCACACCCUUAGUUCUACUAUUAUGAUAGCAUUGAAUCACCUUCACGCCUUUUUUUUUUUGUUAGUUUUUACUGAAUAUGCCACUUAUGGUUAAUAUAAAUAAGGAGCGAUAUGCAAAUGUGACGCUAUUACUAAGGCGAAUAUUUCAAAUUCAGCUUUUAUUUUGAAAUCCGGAUUCAAAAAUGAAAUAAGAGGAAUAGUACAAAAGCUGCCAGAUGUAUCGGGUUUAAGAGUGCGGGCGACAUAUGCAAUUGGAAGUUUGGUCACAUGACGCCAUCUCAAGCACGACGACCCAUCAUGUCACUAUCUGUUCGACGCGCGGACGGCUCGUAGCACAAACUGGACCUGCAGGUUUCAGAACAGAUUGUAUGUCAGAGCUCACAAAAAAAGACAAAAAAAAAGUAACCUCUGUCUCAUCUGGUUUGUGUGUUGUUGUUUUUUUUGUUAGUGAAGCCGGUAUCGCUACUGUGAAUGUAACAUCUUAAUUCAGUGAGACGCGUCUUAGCUUCUAAAAUCUAUAUGUGUGAGGUUUGGGCUCUGUUUUUAAGCGAGGAUCGAGUAAUCUCUUCACUAUAGUCAUAUUUCAGAAGACAUUUCUAAGCCUGCGAUUUUCAUCCAUCGGGGGGUUUAUUCCACAUCUUGCAUUACCCCGAGCGUUCAUUGUGGUGCUUUUCUUUUUUUUCUUUUUUAACAACAGCUAAUGAAGGAGCCAUAGGGUCGAAAGGCAUUCCAGCUGCAUAUAUAUUUAUAUAUAUACCGUAUGUGAACACUGAAUGUCGUCAGAACUCAUUUCUAAACUGACAUUUUCCACUUAAUUGCGUUCAUUCUCUGCAAAAGAAAAAAAAACAUGGCCUAAGGGUUAUUAUGCCACAUGAAUAAUGCAGCGGACGAAAAAAAAAAUAAAAAAAUACAAAUCUGACGACAAAUUCUUCAAAAUCGUCACCAGAUUACUCAUGUUGAAAGGGUAAUUGUGCGGCUUGUUUAUAUUAUUCAUAAAGCAAUGUUGGUGGGAAUUCUCUAUUUGCUGUGUGGCAAACUGUAUUUCCACAUCAGAGAGGAGCCCGUCUCUCAGAUAACGUUAAGAGUGGCUUAUUCAUUAAUGUCACCCCGCCUGCUCACAAAAGAUGCUUUGAAAGGGUUUGCGGUUUGCUAUUUCGAGCCAGGAUGGCAAAAAAAAAAACAAACAAACAAAAAAAAAAAAUAGUAGAUUCAGGCAACGACCCAUGAAGUCUCUCGUCAUGCUUCGCCGUGUUGCGUUAAUUUUACGCGGCCAUUCUUUUAGUGACUGAUCCGUCGAAUCGAGCAGCGUAAAUACACAGAGUUUCCUUAAGCCCACUGGUUCAGUAGUUCACGUGGUUAAAAAAAAGGUGUGAGCAAUCCCAAACUAGCCAUAGUUCUCUCUGUGUCUGCCUCAGGGUUGCAUGUGAAGCUGUCUGUUCUAAAAGUUUUAAAGGAAGCCCCCCUCCAUCCGAACCCGUCUCAUCCACACAGCCAGGGCCGCCCUUCCUACGAGCUUUAGUGGUUUUAACCUUUAAGAUUAAACGGAGCCUCUUUUAUGAUUGUCUGAUGUUUGGAAUGUACAUUUCUGUUUCCUUGUCGAGGGGGACGAGUGUGUCUUUCUUUUUGUUAUUUUUUUUUAAUAUAUCUACACAUACACACAUAUAUAUAUCUAUAUAUAUGGCAUCUCCGCACCUGUUAGAACUUAAACACGCCUCCCUUCAAUGAACACUGUUUUCUAUAGAGAUGCCAUGCAACUUUUACUUUUUUAUUCGCUUUAACUUAACAGACACCGACCACCCCGCACCCCUGCAUCGGUCCCCUUUCAGAUAAAAACAAAAAAAAACAACAGUGACUCCACCUUAAAUGAAUCUUUUCAUGUUGAAACAGAUCAUCGUCACGUGUAAUAUGUAAAUACUUUUUCUAUACCAGCCGUGUGCUGUCACUUUGCAUACUGUAUAUCAGCAGAAUUGGUAACCAAAGUUUUCUGAGUAUCAUUUGAGGCCACUGUAUCCUCAUAUUGUAUCCACUCGACUAUUGUUUUGGGCACAGUUUUUACCUGCAGCUAGUGUAGAACAAGUCAGAUUUGAUGUCUCUUCUCAACCCACGGACUCGAUAUUAGGUCCAAAUCUUUACUUUGUCCCAUCCCCUUGCUUUUUGUCCUUGAGGCGAGUUUCUUUCUUCAGUGAUACGUGUCCGUUUAUUUUACCACUUUGUAAACAAAUGUAAAUUAUAUUUUAAUAUGAAGCCAAAAAAAAAAAGAAAAAAACAGAAGAAGAAGAAAAAAAAAAGACACUUAACUGGCGCAGCAUUUGUCAAGUCUAAACCGUGACGUGUUUGCCUAUAUACUGUUCUUUGGCGAUCUAGCAGUGAAGACUUAUUUGCAGUGUUAAGGGUUUAGAGACUGUUUUUUGCAGGAAGUUUCUCUACACGUUUCGUUCGUCCUUUCUCUGCAUACGUCCGCCUGGUGAUUUCUAUUAACCGUAAGCAUUUAAAUACGACGGCGGAAGGCGGUCGCCACGCUGGGCCCAUGCAGAGGCUUGCCAGAAAGGAGGACACCAGUUCUCUGACGAGCCGGCGUUGACACGGCGCGUUUUAGAUGAGCCAUCGCAGUUGUACAGUCAGACUGUGUGUGUGAAGUUUUCUCACCUCUGUCAUUGUCUUGGAUGUGUCGCCUAAGCACAUUUCAGUAAUGUAAUUCACCAGCCGCCAGGAUGUCCAGCAUCUAUCUAACUCGUCUAACAAAUCUGCAAUUACUGUGCGUGUGUGAUGAUUAUUUAAUUUUUUUUUUUCCUUUAUGGUAAAGUCUGGGCCUGAUAUAUUUCUCUGUAAGACGUGUGUCACGCUUUGUUCGAGAUUUUAAUACUGUAAGUUCACCCCGGUGUCACGGGUGGGGGAAAGAAAAUUUUACAUCUCAGCACUGUACUUUUUGUGUCACUCAUUACUAUUCAGUGUCGAGGUGUUUGCGUAUGUGAGUGUGUGCGUGUGUGUGUGUGUGUGUGACUGAGGGCCAGGUGUGCGCUCACCUCCCUGUCACUCUGACAGAGCUGUUUUCUUUCUGGGCUAAUAGACUUCUGUACUUGUGAAUGUUUUUUUUGUUUUUUUUCUAUUUAGUUCCUUUGUUCAAUGUUCCUUGCCUUUCUGCAAGUCAAAAAUGCUGUAUUUAUUACAUGCCACAGCGCUUAUGCAAUUGUAUAAUCCUUCUAUCAUUUUCUUUUUCCUUUACUCCAUUUUUUUUAACCCUUUGUGUUCCUUAUCGUUAAUGUAAAUUGUUGUCAAAACUUUUGUGGCAAUGGAAAACCUUCUGCUGAGGGAGACUUUCAGUACUUUUUGGACAAUGAUAUGGAUUUGUGGGUAGAAUUUUGGAAAUUCGUUUCUAAGUGCUUUCAAGUAUUUACUUGGCCUUAUGUAUAUAUAUCUAUCUAUGACAUUUCAGAAAGUUAUGUAUAGUAAUUCAAUCCGAAAUUGUUGUAAAUAAAUUAUAUAUUGUUAAAUCAA
Molecule: messenger RNA, 7254 nt
Organism: Mugil cephalus (flathead mullet)
Lineage: Eukaryota; Metazoa; Chordata; Actinopteri; Mugiliformes; Mugilidae
Gene: unc5a
Product: unc-5 netrin receptor A
Exons: 16
Coding region: 681-3464 (927 amino acids)
Biological process (GO): netrin-activated signaling pathway; anterior/posterior axon guidance
Cellular component (GO): membrane
Molecular function (GO): protein binding; netrin receptor activity
Source: RefSeq, a predicted model, not a curated record